Molecule: messenger RNA, 1652 nt
Organism: Marchantia polymorpha subsp. ruderalis
Lineage: Eukaryota; Viridiplantae; Streptophyta; Marchantiopsida; Marchantiales; Marchantiaceae
Source: the annotation of a GenBank genome assembly
UAGUGGGAGCGGAGAUGGCGAUGCAUCCAGCAAGCUGGGAACGACGGACGGAGACAAAGUUAGCCGGCGAUGUAGAGGUGGUCGUUCGUUGGUUUUAAAAGCUGGGAGCUCUGGGCCGUGAGGUGGCGCCAGUGGCGCAGUGGAAUGAUUGUUGGCUGGACGGUAGCUGCUGAAGAGCGGCCCUUGGGCCCGCGCAGAAGUGAGCGACGUUAAGUUGCGCCCGUUUCGCCGGGGCCGCGUAGGUGGCCUCCACGCUUCCAUAUGUUUUGGUGUAGACCUCGACGGGCGAAGAAGGGGAGGGAAGGAGGCCAGAGAGGGCGUGCAGAAAAGAUCGCGUAGAUUUGCGAGGCGAGGCGAAGUGAGGUGAGGUGAGGUGAUCGAGAAAUUCAGGGCCAUAUCCCGCCCUGCAGGGAGUGGGUGGGCCACUGCAGUUCAGCAUGGGAAUGUCAUGGCGUAAUCCAUCUGCCGUCGGUGUAUGCGCGCACGAGCCUGCUUUGCGUUCCAAAUUUGGUGGGGGUGGUUUGGUCCCCGUGCACUUCUCUGGAAAUUACAGCAGUUGCGGAAGCAGUGGGUCGGAUGUGGUUAGCGCCUCCUCGCGUAGGUGGGAAGCGAGGAGCUCGAAUGGCUUGCUGACUUGUUUUGAUGCCGGGUGCCGAUCGAGGAAUGGAUCAGAAAUCGUCCAUGGUUCGGGCAGAAGCCUAGGGUUGAGAUUGUCCGGACGAGUUGUUCGUUUGGAGAACUCGAAGCAUAAGCAUUUAUCGGUUCGUGCAGCUGGUGAUCAGAAUGGCAAGAAUACGACCGGUGAUGAUCCGGUGGAAACAUUGUUCAUGAAGGAACUUAGGCGAAGGGGUAUAUCUUCUGAUGGUAAGGGAUCCACAGGAACCGAGACUAGAACCAAAUCAGACGAUGACAACGUCGGUGGACCAGGGUCCAGUGAAAGAGGAUGGUCUCAGCAAGGUGGGUCCAAGACAAAAUCUUCCUCCCAGUGGACGGCAGCUGAAACUGAUGACCAGUUAAAACGUUCAAGGGCUUUGAAUAGUGAAGGUUUAGAGGGUCUGAUUCCCAGGGCAACAGAGCUAUUGAAGCUUGGCGGAUCCUUCUGGAUAGUGUUCUGGCCUCUCAUAUUGGCAAGUCUCGCAACAUUCAUUACGCUUUAUGUGUACUUUGGAGCGAACUUCCUUCAUACAGGCAGCAGCAUUUAUCCAGGAGGAAGGCCUCCAUAUGUUGAGCCUUACCAGCUACUGGAAGAGGAGACCAUUCCAUUAGAAAUAGGUCCCGAUCGAGUUCCAUACAGUAGGAGCAACGCCUCUCCUUAGAAAUUUGUGUACUAUUUCAACAUCCCACGUCAUGAAUAUACUGUGUAUAUAUCUGAAGGUGAGUCUGUUCACAACACUCUGCAUUUGAGGAGUAUGUUGACCUCACUGCGGUACUGUAAUAUGCUUUAGUUCAUUUGUACAAGGUCGGAUGACCCAAAUUUGAAAGAUCGAGAGUAUGUAGAUGUCUAUGGUGCAUUUUGAGGAUGAUAGUUAUAUUCUGAAAGUUUUGUUGCAUAGAGUACCAAAAUACUCAAUCGUUUCAGGUGAUUCUCUGUCAGAUAAUGUCGGUUGAACGUUUGUGGCAUUGGAGUAUAUAUAUGAAUACCUGGUUGAUAC